Messenger RNA from Oncorhynchus kisutch (coho salmon), 2866 nucleotides. RefSeq names its product zinc finger protein 501-like. The transcript has 3 exons. NCBI's taxonomy places the organism in Eukaryota, Metazoa, Chordata, Actinopteri, Salmoniformes, Salmonidae. The record is from RefSeq and is a predicted model, not a curated record. Gene Ontology annotation, biological process: regulation of transcription by RNA polymerase II. The coding region runs from base 364 to 1755 and encodes 463 amino acids. Gene Ontology annotation, molecular function: RNA polymerase II cis-regulatory region sequence-specific DNA binding; DNA-binding transcription factor activity, RNA polymerase II-specific.
AUGUCAUUGUUCUCUCUGUGACUGGACUCUCGAAGAGAUCCGUUCGAAGUGGCUUUCAGGUAGACAACAGCAGAGAACAGGAUUAUUGGAAAUGGGAUGUUGUUGAAUGUUUUCUUGGCUUUUAUAGCUCAGGUAAAAUCUUAUCCAGGAUCUUACUGAAGUAAGAUUAGCUACAUACAUUUGAAUCGAGUUUUGAUAUUUAGAUAGACGUUUGAUUGCUCUGAUCUAGCUGUUUCAGUUGUAGACUUGAGACUGGAAUUGCCUGCGUUAAUGCCAUAAUAGUUAUCUGAACGCUGUGACAAACAACGUAACUAUAGCGUACACAUUUCUUGAAGAAACGUUGAAGAAAGAAUAGCGUCCACAAUGUAUCGGGACAGAGCUAGUCCGUCCCCCUCCACCCUGCCGGAGUCCCCUGGUCACAACUCUCCUGGUAGCGCCUUACUGCUGGGUCUGAAGAGGGUUUCUGUGCUGCUGGUCGACUGCAGGAAAACACCAGGGCAGAGUGGAACUGUGAGAGAAGGACACGAGGAGGAUGAGAAGGAAGAAGAAGGAGAUUUGAUUUCAUCAAGGGACACCCCUAACUGUCAUUCUCUCAGUGGGAGGGGCUUAUCAUCUGGGGAGCCUCAACAUCAUGUUGCUGACGAGGCAAAAAAAAGUCUCUACAGAUCAGAACAACUCAAGAAACCCCAGCAGAGAGGUUUAGGGAAGAAACCUCACCACUGCUGCUCUGACUGUGGGAAGAGUUUCACUAGAAGGAGUGGCUUCAUUAUUCACCAGCGGAUUCACACCGGAGAGAAACCAUACUGCUGCUCUCAGUGUGGGAAGAGUUUCACCUGUCCAGGAGGUCUUAAGUUACACCAUAGAAUCCAUACAGGAGAGAAUCCGUACAGAUGUUCACAGUGUGGGAAGAGUUUCGCUGCUUCUAACACCUUAAAAUCUCAUCUGAGAAUACAUACAGGGGAGAAGCCUUACCCCUGCCUUGAUUGUGGGAAAAGCUUUGUUAGUGCAGGAACCCUAACCAUACACAAGCGUGUACACACUGGAGAGAAACCUUAUAGCUGUGAUCAGUGUGGGAAGUGCUUUUCUCUUUCAGAAAAUCUAACUAUACACCGGCGCAUACACACUGGAGAGAAACCUUAUGUCUGUUAUCAGUGUGGGAAGAGCUUCACUCAGUCAGGAGACCUGACUACACACCAGCGAACACACACUGGAGAGAAGCCUUAUAAAUGUGAUCAAUGUGGAAAGAGUUUUGCUCUCGCUUCGUCCCUGACUAGACACCAGCGAACACACACUGGAGAGAAGCCUUAUAGCUGUGAUCAGUGUGGGAAGAGCUUUGCUCGAGCUUCCAACCUGUCUACACACCAGCGAACACACACUGGAGAAACACCUCACAGCUGUGAUCAGUGUGGUAAGAGUUUUAGUCAGUCAAGAGAUCUGAUUACACACCAGCGAACACACACUGGAAAGCGGCCUUAUAGUUGUGAUCAGUGUGGGAAGAGAUUUAGUCAGUCAGGGAACCUGAUUAGACACCAGCGAAUACACACUGGACAGAGGCGUUAUAGCUGUGAUCAGUGUGGGAAGAGUUUUAGUCAGUCAGGGAACCUGACAAGACACCAGCGAACACACACUGGAGAGAACCCUUAUAUCUGUGUAUGUGGAAAGAUAUUUGUUCAUUUAGGGCCAAUGAAAAAACACCAGAAAGCACAAACGUGUCUUUCAACUCCCUCCUAUCUGACACCGGUUCCAGAUCCCUAAAUAAAGGAUCAAUAGAAAACAUCUAGUGAACAGUCAUAUCCAUCUCUCAUUCUUAAACAGUUGACUUAGUCUGAUCACCACGGUAACCUGUUUGGAACAUAGAUGCGGUAAAGAAGUCAAUUGAACUCGAGCAAAACAAUGGAAUUGCCAUGGAAAUAUGUGGGAGAAAAGGCCAUGGGGGGAAUAAUCCUGAAUCUCUUCAUUGCCCCCCAGCAAAAUUAUCCUACGUUUAGACUAUUGUUUAUAUGUGUAUGUCACAAUAUAUUGAGGUACAAAUCAGAGUAUAUUGCUUGUAUGGAUGUCAACCCUAACAAUAAAUGUUAGUUUCCCCAAUGAACUGCAUUACUUAAAAAUAUUUGACUACCACCACCGAUGUCUGUAUGCUAGCUAUGCUAACCAGCUCAUACUAAUUGGAGUUAGCAUUUAGAAGUCACUUCUCAACUUUUAAAUGUUACCUGCGAAAACAGCCAAAUAUAUCUAAAUCAGACUUAAGAAACCACAUUGUGAGCCUGUUACAAUACAUAUAGUGCAUUCGGAAAGUAUUCAUACCCCUUGACUAUUUUCCACAUUUUGUUACAUUACAGCCUGAAAAUGUAUUAAAUACCCCCCCCCCCCCCUCAAUCUACACACAAUACCCAAUAAUGACAAAGGGAAAAGUUUAGGAAUUUUAGCAAAUGUAUUUUUUUUAAAGAAGAAAAAAAGAUGCAUACCUUAUUUACAUAAGUAUUCAGACCCCUUUCUAUGAGACUCAAAAUUGAGCUCUGGUGCAUCCUGUUUCCAUUGAGAUGUUUCUACAACAUGAUUUGAGUCUACCUGUGGUAAAUUCGGUUGAUUGGACAUGAUUAGGAAGUGCACACUCCUCUUUCAUAUUUUCAAUGACGGCCUGGGAACAGUGGGUUAACUGCCUUGUUCAGGGGCAGAACGACAGAUUUUUACCUUGUCAGCUCAUCGAUUUGAUUUUGCAACAUUUCGGUUUCAAGUCCAACGCUCUAACCACUAGGCUACCUGAUCAAACAGACUCACGAAACGCAUAUUACUUCUUUGUAAAUUGUGUUGUAGUGUGCCACUGGCUAUCUGUAAAAUAAACAAUUGAGCUGUCUGGUUUACUUCA